AUGGAUCCUCAGGCUCAGCUCGCCGCGCUUGCUGCUGGCCUUCCCGAGGACAUCUAUCACGCUCUCGAGGCAAUCCUUCGUGAUCUUGACCACCGCGUUACUCACGCUCAGGCCCCAGCCCUUUCUGCCGACGAUAUCCGCAUUGCCCUCGAACACGGUUUUGCGAACACCCAAUUCAAUCUCCCUCCGGCACAUUUUACUCUCCCGCCUGCUCCUCCUCCGCCACCUGUUUCCGUGCGUCCCGGCCAAUUCAAGGUCGACCUCGCACAUUUCCACGGCAAGGAUAGCGACGAUCUUGGUGCUUGGCUGACAUUGAUCGAGGAUUACCUCCGAGGUCAGCACAUUCCCGAGGUGGAUUGGCCGUUACAAGUCCCGAUGCUGUUCCGUGGUGAGGCUCAGCAUUGGUACGUUGCACAGAAGAAGAAGAUCGGGCGCGGCUUUACCUGGGCAGAGUUGCGAAAGGCUCUGACAGACAAGUUCGAUACGCCGUUGCGUGUUGAGACUCUGCGCAAUGAGCUGCGUUCUGUUCCUUGGAAAGGGAACCUUACUCGAUAUGCUGCCGCUUUCCGUGACCUCGAGACUCAGAUUCCUGAGGUUGACAUGACAUUUGGUGACCGCUUGUCGAAUUUUCUCAGCCGUCUUCCAGUCGAGUUUGCGAAGGACAUCCGCCGCGACAAGCCGAAGAAUGUCGAGGAGAUGUAUUUUUUGGCGCGCGAGAUUGAACGCCUCUCAAACCUUCAUCAUGUCCCUGCGCAGCAUCAGAACAACACAAACGGUUUCCGCAAGAAGACGAAAGGGUUUACUCACCGUCUUUUUUCAUCAUCUUCGUCUUCUCCGUCUGCCGCAUCAUCCUCACCUUCGGCUCCUCCUACGUCUUCAUCACCAUCUACUGGUCCAGUUCCGAUGGACCUUGAUGCGAUGGAACAGCCGCCGCCACUGAAGACGAAGGAUCGGGUUAGCCGUGAGUUGAACCUCUUCGAGGGAAGCGAGCCCCCGCUGUUCACUGAUUGCUGCGAAGAACCGUUGGAGUUAUCAGUGCUUGAUCUAUCCGAUGAUGCACCUGAACCUCAUUUAUUGCCCACCUAUGCUGUCCAGCUCGCUCCCAGUGUCAAUGCGAAGCCUCUUCAGCUCGCGUCGGCCAUUAUUGAUACUGGUGCCGCCUACUGCUAUAUCAAGCCGUCAGUUGUCAGAAGGGCUAAUCUUACGACGUACCCUAUGACGGCUCAUUCUGUUCGCGGUGCGGGUGCCACUACCACGUCAGCUUGGGCUCAUUUCGCCAUCAAAAUCGGGGGUUGGCAGAAGCCGAUUUGCGCAUUCAUCUUGGACACCGAUACACUGCGCUUCGACAUGGUUAUCGGCCAAGAAUGGCUGCAGAAGUAUAAUGCGCAGCCUGAUUGGGCUACGCGCUCUUGGUUCUUGACGGAUCCGCGUACUUGUCAGGUUGUACGGCUGCAUGCCAUGACUGUACAGCAGCCUCUUCCCCUGCCGCGCGUCGCUGGAGCCGCUGCAUCAAACCGUUGGGCUUCUCUUGUAGCUGCCCCAUUGGAGUUGUACUUGUUAGCUGAAGAACCUGUAACUGAGUCUCCGCAGGAAACCUCUGGCCACAAAUCCCCACUAGCGAAGAUCAAAUCGUUUGGUGCACGCUUGCAUGCGCGUAUGAAGGCAAAGUUUCCACGGUUAUUUCGUACGAAGCUUGGUGCACCACCGGCAGGUCGAUGUGAACAUGUCAUCGAUGUGACUGGAACACGACCAAUUCGUGCGCAUGGGCGUCCUUUAUCGCCACCGGAGCACGAGGAGGUUCAGAAGUUUGUUGACGAAGGUCUGCGGGAUGGAAUUAUUGAACCGAGCAAGUCUCCGUGGUCCGCGCCAUUGAUUCUCAUUCGGAAGAAGGACGGGAAAAUGCGGGUAUGUGUUGAUUUCCGUCAGCUUAAUAACUUCACUGUACGGAAUGCUUACCCUCUUCCUCGUAUCGAUGAUUCCUAUCAAAAUCUUCGUGGCGCGCGUUUCUUCACGACCCUUGACUUGCGAUCCGGUUACUGGCAGAUCCCACUCAGUGCUGCAUCACGCCCGCUGACCGCGUUUGCUACGCGUUUCGGCCACUAUCAGUUUCGUGUUAUGCCUCUCGGCCUCUGCAAUGCACCUGCGACUUUCCAGAACUUUAUGAAUGACCUCCUUCGUUCGCGUCUUGAUCGCUGCGUAAUGGUCUACCUUGAUGACAUCAUCAUCUACUCACCGAACCUUCCGCAGCAUCUCGCUGAUGUCGACUGGGUCCUCACCCGUCUUGAUCACCAGGGUCUGAUCCUACACGAGGACAAAUGUCAGUGGGUUCAAACUGAGUUGACUUAUCUCGGGCACAUUGUUUCUAUUGCCGGUGUCCGUCCGAAUCCAGAGAAAGUCCAGGCCAUCACUGAAUGGCCACGUCCCGAUAAUGUUACUCGUCUUCGCGGUUUCCUCAAUCUUACUGGCUACUACCGCCGUUUCAUGAAAGGGUUUGCGAAGAUUGCUGGGCCGAUGUACGAUUUAUUAAAGGGCAAUCCCCGGAAGCGUGCUGAAAUUAAAUGUUACCCGUCACCUUGGCGUCUCUUCGUUCUCGAUGUUGAUGCUUCGGGCCAUGCUAUUGGUGGUAUCCUCCAUCAAUCGCAAAAUGAUUUUCCCAAGGGGGAGGGAGAUUGCUCACGCUUCGCGUUCAAGGAGUCUGAUCUUCGGCCGAUUGCUUUUGAAUCACGUCGUAUGACCCCGACUGAGCAGCGCUACGUUGAAGGCUCACCUGUUGUUGUGCGUUCCGACCAUGAAUCUUUGAAGUACUUCUUGUCGCAGAAACAUUUGGGUCGCCGUCUUGCCCGUUUCGCCGACAACAUCGCACACUUUGAUGUGCUAAUCCGGUACCGCCCCGGUCGUAAUCAGCUUGCCGCUGAUGCAUUGUCCCGUCAUGAUGGCCAAGCUGAUGUUCCAGACUACGAGGCCUCUGGCCCAUUGUUUGCGAACCCGAUGGAGCCAGCAGUGGACCAUGAUAGGUCAGCACUUUUCGAGACUUUGAAGAAAUGGAGAGAAGACUUACUUCGAGAUACUAGUGCUGAGCCGAGUCGUCGUGGCUUCCUCGUCCGCGAUGGUGCACUCUUUCACUCUGUUGACCUUGGUCAGGGCGAAGUCUUCUUGCCAGUUCCGGUGAACCUUGACGAGGCCUUGCGGGUCAUUCGGGAGGUACACACCGACCUCGGACAUCUCGGUGUUCGUGCAGUUGCGGAAGCAUUGAAGUCGCGCGUAUGGCUGCCAAUUGUCACUGAGUUAGUCGAAUUCGUUAUCCGUCGCUGCGAUGCUUGCCAGUUCACGCAGCGCGAGGCUCCACCUGCCCAGCCGUUGCACCCACUUCCUCGUACGGAUGCCUUUGAUCAUUGGGCUUUCGACUUUAUAGGUCCCCUCGUGAAAUCGAAAGAAGGAAAUGAGUAUAUUCUUACCGCCAUGGAUCACGGCACCGAUUUUGCCUACGCGACUGCAAUUCCACGCCGUUCUCAUAUUGCUGUCAUCGCAUUGCUGCGCCGCCUUAUCACGACCCAUGGGAAGCCUUCCACCGUCCUCACGGAUAAUGGAGAGGAAUUUCUGUCAUAUCCUUUUCAGAAUUAUCUUCAGCGAUUAGGAAUUCAGCACUUACACACCUCGCCAUACCAUCCGCAGAUGAAUGGCCGCCUCGAGAAGUUUAACGAUAUGCUGGUACAGACGUUAGCGCGUUAUACGGCUCCCAACCGACAGGACGAAUGGGAUCAAUACUUACCAGAUGCACUUCUUGCGCAGCGCGCGCACGUCAGUCGGAGCCAUGGCGCGUCACCUUUCUUCCUUGCGUUUGGUCGUCAGCCCCGUCUUCCGCAUGAAACGACUUACGACCUUCUUCGGGCGCCACCGACCGACGCGGAGAUCGCGACGUUGCAAAACUGUCGUCUCGAGCAUGUUCAAAACCUUGAGAGGUUCCGAACCGAGGCGAACACGCGCGCCUUGCGCCGCUUGCAGGACGAGGCGCGCCGCCGUGAGGGUACUUACCACGAACGCGCGCUCGGGAUUGGCGAUUAUGUCCUUCGACGUUCGGAAAACCCGACGAAACUCCAUCCGCGCUGGGACGGACCCUUCAUCGUUCACGAUGUCACUGACCGGAACGUUUAUCAGCUCCGCACACGAAACGGCUACAUCCUUCGUACCUUGUACAAUGCUGCCCGUUUGAAACGUUAUCACCCGUCGAAUAUGGAUCCCGAGUUAUGGUACUCCUCUGCCGACCUUCAGCGUCGCGACGCCCGAGCGCGAAUGCAACGCCGACUCGACACCAGUCUCGGUCGCGCUGGCACCUCUCGCGAUGCCUAA
Messenger RNA from Sparassis crispa, 4347 nucleotides. RefSeq lists its product with no specific name. Gene Ontology annotation, molecular function: nucleic acid binding. The transcript has 4 exons. The coding region runs from base 1 to 4347 and encodes 1448 amino acids. The record is from RefSeq and is a predicted model, not a curated record. Gene Ontology annotation, biological process: DNA integration. Lineage: Eukaryota; Fungi; Basidiomycota; Agaricomycetes; Polyporales; Sparassidaceae.